Messenger RNA from Nanorana parkeri, 1427 nucleotides. RefSeq names its product adenylate cyclase 5 (gene ADCY5). Lineage: Eukaryota; Metazoa; Chordata; Amphibia; Anura; Dicroglossidae. Gene Ontology annotation, molecular function: adenylate cyclase activity. The record is from RefSeq and is a predicted model, not a curated record. Gene Ontology annotation, biological process: adenylate cyclase-activating G protein-coupled receptor signaling pathway; cAMP biosynthetic process; adenylate cyclase-inhibiting G protein-coupled receptor signaling pathway. The transcript is spliced from 9 exons. The annotation marks the transcript as partial.
CUCUGCGGCCCAGGAUCCGGGCUUCUCUGGCUGAACCAUAUCUCUGUUUUGCAGCUUUUUCCGGCUCCUCUGCAGACUUUGUCUAAGAAAAUCGUCCAGUCCAGAAUGAACAGCAGCGCAGUGGGCGUGUUCAUCAUCAUCCUCGUCUUCCUCUCCUCCUUCGUUAACAUGUUCAUGUGCAGCAAGAGGAACCUGAGGGAGUGUCUGGCCGCCGAGUACAACGUCACCCCCAUGAACGUCACCGCCUGUUGGGUCAGGGACUCCGCCCUGAAUUACAGCCUGGCCACUGAGAGCGGAUUCUGUGGAGACUCCGCCCCAAACUGCAACUUCCCCGAGUAUUUCACCGACUGCGUCCUCCUCAGCCUCCUCGCCUGCUCCGUCUUCCUGCACAUCAGCAGCAUCGGGAAACUCAUCCUGAUGCUCAUCAUCAACUUUGUCUAUGUGAUGAUCGUGGAGGUCCCGCAGGUGGCGCUGUUCGACAAUGCGGACCUGCUGGUGGCGGCCAAUCAGAUCGAGUCCGGCAACUCGACAGAACCCUGCACCAUCGACAGAGUGGCCCUGAAGAUCGCCACGCCGAUCAUAAUCACGGUGUUCGUGUUGGCGCUGUAUCUCCACGCUCAGCAGGUGGAGUCCACGGCCCGGCUGGACUUCCUGUGGAAGCUUCAGGCCACGGAGGAGAAGGAGGAGAUGGAGGAGCUCCAGGCCUACAACCGCCGCCUCCUCCACAAUAUUCUUCCCAAGGACGUGGCCGCCCACUUCCUGGCGCGGGAGAGGCGCAACGACGAGCUCUAUUACCAGUCGUGUGAGUGCGUCGCGGUCAUGUUCGCCUCCAUUAGCAACUUCUCCGAGUUCUACGUGGAGCUGGAAGCCAACAACGAGGGGGUGGAGUGUCUGCGGCUCCUCAAUGAGAUCAUCGCCGACUUCGAUGAGAUCAUCAGCGAGGAUGAGUUUCGGCAGCUGGAGAAGAUUAAGACCAUCGGCAGCACCUACAUGGCGGCUUCGGGACUUAACGACACGACUUACGACAAGGCGGGAAAAUCGCACAUCAAGGCGCUGGCCGAUUACGCAAUGAGGCUGAUGGAUCAGAUGAAAUACAUCAACGAACAUUCGUUCAACAACUUCCAGAUGAAGAUCGGGCUGAACAUCGGACCGGUGGUCGCCGGCGUGAUCGGGGCCCGCAAGCCGCAGUACGAUAUUUGGGGGAACACAGUGAAUGUGGCGAGUCGCAUGGACAGCACCGGAGUGCCGGAGAGGAUCCAGGUGACGGCGGACCUCCAGCAGGUCCUGGCAGCCAACAACUACUCCCUGGAAUGCCGAGGGGUGGUGAAGGUGAAGGGGAAAGGAGAGAUGACCACUUACUUUCUAAACCACGGCCCCCCUAGACCGAGUUAGCGGGCCGAGAGACGCUACCAAAACCCAACCGUGCA